Dermacentor albipictus is the source of this 2088-nucleotide messenger RNA. The record is from RefSeq and is a predicted model, not a curated record. NCBI's taxonomy places the organism in Eukaryota, Metazoa, Arthropoda, Arachnida, Ixodida, Ixodidae.
UUCUGAAUGAAGAAGAAGCCGAGCAGCAGCAGCAGCAGCCAGUUGAAGCUAUGUCGGUGCGAAUGGAUCAACAAUUCAGGUUCUGCGUAUGCUGCGUUUUCGUGUUCGCAGUGGCGGCUGGCGUCGCUUUGCUCGUCGCCUUGUUCGUCCUGCACCGAGCGGGCGCGUCGGGAGACGCGAAGUCCCGCGAGGGCAGAGUGGCCGAGGAGAACCUGACAGUGUCCACAAACCUCGGGCCCAUCCGUGGCGUCGCGCUGCAGGUGCUCGACAAGAAGGUGGUGGCCUACUACGGCGUGCCUUACGCUCAACCACCCGUGGGCGCGCGCCGAUACCGCGUGCCCCAGCGCCACGCACCGUGGUCGGACACGUUCAACGCCACCGAGCCGGAAGACGUGCGCUGCGCCCAGGUAGCUGGCGGCGAGUACUUCGAGUCUCAGGCCAACGCGUCCGCCGAGGAGGACUGCCUCAGCAUAGACGUCUUCGUGCCCAAGAGUGCCUACGACCGCAGCUCGAGGCCCAUCGUGGUGGUGCUGCACGGCGGCGGCUUCCGCACGGGCUCCAACCGUCACCCCCUGUACGACGGCCGCUGGCUGGCGGGCGUUGCCGACGUUGUCGUUGCGGUGCCCAACUACCGCCUAGGCCCGCUGGGCUUCUUGCGCGCCGGCGAGGGGAAGCCAGACGCCCCCGGAAACCAGGGUCUCUGGGACCAGCUGCUCGCCAUGCAGUGGGUGCGCGCCAAUGCGGCUUCGUUCGGCGCCAGUCCGGCCGCGCUGACUCUACUCGGCGUCGACAGCGGGGCCGUGAGCGCGGGUCUGCACCUGCUGUCGCCGCUGAGCAGGCAAUUCUUCGAGCGCGCGGUGCUGGCAGGCGGCAGCCCGUUUGUCAUGAGCCGCUACAGCGCGUUCGCCGAGCUGGACGAGCUGCGUCAGCUAGCUGCCACCGUGUGUGACGAGCCGCAGACGGGCCUGGAGGCAGAGAAGGACGAGCAGCCCCUGAGAAAGUCGGCGAUGGCUUGCCUCCGCGCCGCCGCCGCCGAGCACAUCGUUGGCAGCCUGGACGAGUUCAACGGCGUCAACGCGCGGCCAUUCGGCCCCGUCUACGGCGCCAACGACACCGCCGAGGACGACUUCUUCCUGCCGACAGCCGCCGGAGACUCGUACCUCCUUCCGGACGAAGAAGGAGUCGGCGGGGCUUUUGGCGGCAAGGCGCUGGUCAUCGGCUACGCCGCCAACGAAGGCGAGUACUUCCUGCGGCAGUUCGUCGACCAAUGGGACCUGGAGAGCGCGGACUCGCUGCCCAAACCUCUUGUGCGUCUGCUGCUCGACAGGCUGUUGCUCCACUUCUUCGGACCCGAGCAGCUGGCGGAGCUCAGGGCGCUGUACUUCGGCGACCUGCUUGCGGACAACGAUGGCGCGUCCUUCUCUUCGGCCGCUGACGCCUACUUGCAGGCUGCGUCCUUUCUUGGUGACGUGCUGGUCAAGUGUCCUGCCAGGAUGAUGGCGGAACUCGCAUCAGCUGGUGGCGCCAGCGUUUACUUCUACGAACUCGAUUACAACGUCAACGCGCUGGCCAUGGACGAGGGAGCCGGGCUGCAGGGCCGCUGGUCCGGCGCGCCCCACUACACCGACGCACUCUUUAUGCUCGGCGUCUUUCUCGGCCGGGAAGUAGCGGACGGAAGCCACAUCCUCGCUACUAGCCGCCGCAUGAUGGGCAAAGUGGGUGCCUUUGCACGAACAGGGGUGCCCGACCGGACCCGCGACGUGCCGUGGCCGCUGUACCGAAAGCCGCAGCGCGAGAUGGCCGCCAUCUCGCUCAACCGGCUGCGCAUCGAACACGUGCCCAGCAGCGAGCGGUGUCGCCGCCUAGCGCUGUACUCCCGCUGGAGUAGACUGCGGGCGGCCGCUUUUAUUUGACCACUGCGCUGGCCGCUGCGGUCAAGAGAAGGCGCUCUCUCUUCUUCGAUACCGUGUAUGGACACACACGAGGCGCACAUUACCCCGCGCUGUUAACGCUUUCUUUUGGCCAAGACGCUGCACUUUCUCAAAUUUUGUUUGCGGUAACGCCAAUAAACAGUUUUCUGUGAGGUAA